Molecule: messenger RNA, 717 nt
Organism: Aspergillus pseudonomiae
Lineage: Eukaryota; Fungi; Ascomycota; Eurotiomycetes; Eurotiales; Aspergillaceae
Exons: 3
Coding region: 1-717 (238 amino acids)
Molecular function (GO): RNA nuclease activity; RNA binding
Source: RefSeq, a predicted model, not a curated record
AUGAAGAUCGCCGUCGCUCUCAAUCUCGUCUCCCUAGCCGUCGCAGUGCCUCCCCAGCGGCCUCCAAGCCCUGCCCUCAGUGAAACGGGCUUCAACAACGUUAACACCCCUAACAACUUCAACAAUGUCAACAGUGUCAACAGUGUCAACAGUGUCAACAGUGUCAACAGUGUCAACAACCUGAAUGCUGCUAACAAGAUUAACAAUGUUGCGCCUCCUGCCCAGCGUCCUCCAAGUCCUGCGCUGAGUGACGCUGGCACGCAACCUGCUCCCCCGGGACAGGCUACCCCUAUCCCCGCCAACAUCAAAGGUCUCGAUGCCUCAUUCAGCGUCAUAUGCGGACAGGCCACAAUCACGGGAGACGACAUCCACAAAGCCAUUUCCCUCGGAGUCAGCCUAGACCGCCAGGGUACACAACUAGCUAAUUUCCCCCAUGAUUAUUCCAAUUACGAGAACUUCAAAUUCCAACACAAAAAGUGCAAUAGGAACAAGGGGCUCCACCGCAGAGAGAUGACGAUCGUCAAGGGGGAAUAUUUCAAUGGGAGAUGGGAAUAUGUGAAACGGUUCCGGGCCAUUUUUAUACAUGAUCCCAGCUCGCCGGUGGAUCAGAACGGCAGACCGAGUGCGAUAUACUGUGGGACGAUCUAUCAUCCGCGGGGAGCGAAUGCGUUUAAUGGGUGUGAUGUUAGGAAAGUUGAGUCAAAUGUAGCUGUUUGA